AUGAGCAACACUGUGAAUACAAUACUCGAAGAUCGCGAUCAGGCAGAUCUCAUUUGUGAUGGACAUGCCGAUUUGUCUUUAUCCUAUGCAAUCAGCAAGGCGGAGAGCAAAUGUUACAGUCCAUUCACAACUAUUUCAGAGGCUUAUCAUUCUAAUAUUCAACAAAUUCAAUGUGAUUCUUCCAAGGGAAGUGAAACAUUGAAAGUCCAAGAGAUCACUCAUCACCACUCGAGUCCUCACAUCAUCCACACAUUCAACCGUUUCCCAUAUGGUCUUGCUGUCAAUCACUCUCUCUAUCAGACUGGUCCAUCAACCAAUCCAUGUCUAGAGCUCGAAUGUCCAUGGUUGUGCAUUUUGGUGCCAAAAAAUAAUCAAAUCACUGCUGCCAAAUGCGUCUGUCCAGAUGGUUAUACUCAUUCAAUCUUUGAUAACACAUGCAUCCCACCAACAACUAUUCAUGAGGAGAAGAAGCUUGAAAAGCUUUCUCAUGUCGGAGCAGCGUUGAUGGCCGAGUAUUGUGAAGCCGGCGUGGCGUGUCUGAAUGGAGGAUCGUGCCGCGAACUUCAGAAUGAGCAUGGAAGAACUCAUCGCACUUAUCCAGUCGUCACCGAAGAAUCAAGACGUCUAUUGGGAAGAAUGAGCAACCGAAUCCCAUUGAUUGAUGAAAUCUUGGAGAAGUCGGAGGACUUCCGAGUUGUCAACACAGCGAAUCUCGUCAAUGGCUUUGUCAACACAAUUCGCAUGGCUACCUUGGAGCAAGAAAACGGCAACCUUCAAGAGACUAUUCUGAGAAUCGGCCGUAUUCAUAAUCCCGGAGCCUUAAUUUCAAAUGGUUAUAUAAACUUUCUUGUUUUUCAGAAAGAGGAAUGCCGUCACGGAUACGCUCUCUGCUUUAGUGGCGACGUUUGCAUCCCGAACAACUUCUUCUGUGAUGGAGACAUCGACUCUGGAAAGUUUGCAUGUGAAACAAAAGGAACCGAAAUAACUGUCUGUAUUCCAAUGAACGCGACAUGCAACGGUAUCAAGGAGUGUCCAUUGGGAGAUGACGAGUCUCGUCAAUGUUCGGAAUGUGCCAGAAAACGAUGUGAUCACACCUGCAUGAACACACCUCAUGGCGCCAGAUGUAUCUGUCAAGAAGGAUACAAACUCUCUUAUGACGGUGUUAGUUGUGAAGAUGAAGACGAAUGUGCCACGCAUGGACACAUUUGUCAACAUUUCUGUGAAGAUCGUCUCGGACCGUUUAUCUGUAAAUGUGCCAACGGAUAUCAAUUACAAGAGGAUGGACAUUCAUGCAAAUACGAAGCCACUUCUACUUCCGAAGGAUAUCUUUUCAUCAGUUUAGGAGGAGAGAUACGUCAAAUGCCAUUGGCCGAUUUCAGCGACGGUUCGAACUAUGCUCCUGUUCAAAAGUAUGCCGGACACGGAAACAUAAAAUCAGUCGACUUUAUGCAUCGCAACAAUAAACUGUUCAUGGCAAUUUCUGACGAACAAGGCGAGCCCACUGGAGAAUUGGCAAUGUCAGAGAACGGCUUGUUGAGAGUUCUCCGUGAAAACGUCAUCGGAGUUGGAAAUAUUGCUGUCGACUGGAUUGGUGGCAAUCUAUUCUUCACACAGAAAUCUCCCUCGCCAAGUGUCGGAAUCUCGGUGUGCAGCAUGAAUGGAUUGUUCUGUCGUCGAAUCAUUGAGGGGAAAGUUCACGGACAAACCUAUCGUGGUCUCGUCGUUCAUCCGAUGCGCGGUCUCAUCAUUUGGAUUGAUUCCUACCAGAAGUCUCAUCGUAUCAUGAUGGCGAACAUGGAUGGCUCUCAAGAUAUCUACUAUGGAGACGUUGAGCGCCGUCUGAUCGAAAGAGUCAACAUCGACACAAAGGACAGACGAGUGGUGAUCUCAAGCGGUGUCCAUCACCCAUUCGACAUGUCUUACUUCAACGGAUACCUUUAUUGGUUUGAUUGGGGAAGUCCUCACAUCAUCCACACAUUCAACCGUUUCCCAUAUGGUCUUGCUGUCAAUCACUCUCUCUAUCAGACUGGUCCAUCAACCAAUCCAUGUCUAGAGCUCGAAUGUCCAUGGUUGUGCAUUUUGGUGCCAAAAAAUAAUCAAAUCACUGCUGCCAAAUGCGUCUGUCCAGAUGGUUAUACUCAUUCAAUCUUCGAUAACACAUGCAUCCCACCAACAACUAUUCAUGAGGAGAAGAAGCUUGAAAAGCUUUCUCAUGUCGGAGCAGCGUUGAUGGCCGAGUAUUGUGAAGCCGGCGUGGCGUGUCUGAAUGGAGGAUCGUGUCGCGAACUUCAGAAUGAGCAUGGAAGAACUCAUCGCAUCGUUUGUGACUGUGAGCAACCAUACGAUGGUCAAUUCUGUGAACGUCUCAAUCCGGAAAUGCUAGCUGCAAUGGAAGAAGAAGACACGUUUGCCGGACUCAUUGCUCUUCUACUCAUCUCUCUCCUCAUUCUCGUCGUUGUUGGAUGUGUCGCCUUCUUCUGGUUCGCUCAACGAGAAUUGACAAACGAAGUGAUUUCCACUGCUCGUGUUCAUGUUGACAACAUGGCUCGGAAGGCUGAGGACGCUGCAGCUCCACUCGUCGACAAGUUGAGAAAGGUCACCGAUAUGCAAAGAAGUACAUCACCAAGAGAAGGAUGUCAUUCGGCAACAAACGUCAACUUCGUCACUGAUGAGACAACUGCCGAGAAGAGAGUUCGAAUGCAAACUUCACCGUCAUCCUAUGGCAAUCCACUCUACGACGAGAUUCCGGAUGUGCCGUCUGGCUUCACAAUAUCCACGUCUGCACCAUUCGCUGGCAUCAUCCGCUUCGAGGAUGACAACAGCUUGUUGUGA
This is a messenger RNA of Caenorhabditis remanei, 2832 nucleotides long. RefSeq lists its product as uncharacterized. Bases 1 to 2832 code for a protein of 943 amino acids. The transcript has 9 exons. The record is from RefSeq and is a predicted model, not a curated record. Gene Ontology annotation, molecular function: protein binding; calcium ion binding. NCBI's taxonomy places the organism in Eukaryota, Metazoa, Nematoda, Chromadorea, Rhabditida, Rhabditidae.